Molecule: messenger RNA, 519 nt
Organism: Ipomoea nil (Japanese morning glory)
Lineage: Eukaryota; Viridiplantae; Streptophyta; Magnoliopsida; Solanales; Convolvulaceae
Exons: 3
Coding region: 1-519 (172 amino acids)
Source: RefSeq, a predicted model, not a curated record
AUGGAAUCAGUAAAUGUUGUUAUAGAUGACAAUCCUGAAGAAUCUGUAGAAACAUCAGUACUUGAUCCAGAGACAGAUCCUCCUCUCAAUGAUAUUGUCUUUGGCUCUACUUUACAAAAGUACACUGAUGAUUUAGUAAAGGUCAUGAAGGAAGAAUUUGAGAUGUCCAUGGUAGGCCAACUGAUAUAUUUCCUAGGGCUGCAAGUUAAACAAAGUUCUGAAGGGUACUUUAUCUCACAGGAAAAGUACGCUAAGAAUUUGGUCAAGAAGUUUGAUCUGGAAUGGUGUAAACCAUCCAGGACACCUAUUUCUACCUCCACGAAAGUAUCUAAAGAUGACAUUGGUGCAUCAGUGGAUAACACAGUCUACCAAAGAACAAUUCAGUAUGGGCUAUGGUACUCCAAGGACAGUGGACUUAGUCUGGUUGCAUACUGUGAUGCUGAUUGGGCAGGAAAUAUUGAUGACAGAAAGAGUACUUUGGGUGGAUGCGUCUUUGUUGGUAAGAACUUGGUAUCAUGA